AUCGACGGACAGAAACAGGAAGAAAGGGAGCGAGACAGCCAAAUAGAAAGGAGGAAGGCGGUUGUUUGUUUUGUUGCCCUAACCCUAACUUCCUCUCUGCAAUUCCUCCCCAAAAAAAAAAAAAAAAGGGUUCCUCUCUACCAUUUUCCUUCCGCCGAUUGCUCCCCCGAUCCCCCCACCCCCCUCUAAUUCGGCGUCCCUUCAAAUCCGUUCCCAUCAGAAACCCUAAUCCCUUGACCUGGUCUCCUCCUCCGUCCGGCGGGUUUUGAACCCGUCCCCCAAAGCUCGCUGCAGAAACACAAACCCUUCCCCCUCCAACCCAAAAGUCAAUGAACUCCCAGCAGCUGCUCCGGAGGCUCUCCCUCCUCCUCGUGGUGGUGGGUGCGGUCGUCUUCUGCUCCCUCUCCGCCGUCCGAUCCGACCCAGGGUUCCCCUCUUCGGCUCUACGGCUGCCGUCAGAGAAGGACGAGAGCAAGGACAUCUGCUACGGGUCGCCCCAGCCCAUGUCGUGCCCGAUCAAUUGCUUCCGGACCGACCCCGUGUGCGGCUCCGACGGGGUGACGUACUGGUGCGGCUGCGCUGACGCGGCCUGUGCCGGAGUCCGCGUGGCGAAGCAAGGGUUCUGUGAGGUCGGGAAUGGCGGGUCGGGUCCGGUUUCGGGUCAGGCCCUGCUCCUCGUCCACAUCGUCUGGCUCAUUGUCCUCGGAUUCUCCGUCCUCUUUGGUAUCUUCUGACCCUUCUUCCCGAUCGAGGCUGGCUCAUGAUUGUAGAGAAUUUCCCUCCGAGGUUUGGUCUCCUCACUACAAAACACCGCUGGGAAAUUUGGCUGGAGUUUUUUUUUUUCCUAUUUUUAGUUUUUUUUUUCAUCCGAAUUUGUGUACGUAAGAGAAGAUACUUCAUUCAGAUGUUGUGGCUUUGUUGAUUCUUUGUGGGUAAAUAUACACACACCAGUUCUUGACUUCGACUC
Messenger RNA from Punica granatum (pomegranate), 967 nucleotides. Lineage: Eukaryota; Viridiplantae; Streptophyta; Magnoliopsida; Myrtales; Lythraceae. The record is from RefSeq and is a predicted model, not a curated record.